GCUUCGACUCUGUACGCUGACAGUGACCACAAAAGUCGUCGGUACAUCAUGCCCGAUGACGGUGACGAACGAAUCCUGCGCUGAAUAUCGUCCGAUGUUUUUUUCAAACGCAGCGCGAGUUUUAUCGAUUCAGACUCCGACGGGGAUAAAAUUCAUACAGUGCAAAUGAGACUAAUAAAAUACGCUUGCCUUAACAUGGGUACGGGUAAUUCAAAGGUCAGAAAUCGUGGCGGUAAAAAGAAAACGGAAAAAGAACAGGUUCCAACGAAAGUGAACGACGUCAAUGCACGCGACAAUAUCACGACGGAUUUCGGUGCGGCCUACGAUCCGGAAUUGUCCCGCAUGCGUCGCAGCUUGGAAAAGGAUCAGCAAGGAUUUAUUCUCAACAAUCUGAUGCUAUGCGUGCAAUUUUUCGAAAACUACGACCAAGAAAUUCUGGAUAUCAGGGCGAGGCCGGUGUCUCGAGAGGAGAGCGAUCUGAACACCAUUCUGUCGCAGAGUCAGAAACACGUAUUGCUACCGGACGUACUUCAGGAACAGGUGGCACGUCACGUUAAAUUCACGUCGGCCAGACAGACCGAAAAGUUAACGGUCGAACCCCUCCAACCCGUGAGAAUGUUUAUCGUCCUCGACAACGUUGACGUUAACGAAAUUGCCGAGGGACCGGAAUACACUCUACUCACCGACGUUAUAGUCUACAACAUGUGCCUAGAAUCUAGCCGCAAUCAGGGCUUCGUGAAGCUCAGAUCGCUCGAAGUCACGCCGGCGAUGAAAGGUCAGGCGAACGAAAGUUCGGACUCGGAUCUUUCCUCGAUAGCCGAGGACGACGACGAGAUUUACAACGGCGAGGACAUGUUCGAGCCGAGGGACAAUCCGGGCUUGAGGUUCCUAUCGAAGGUCGAGAAGCACGCGAACUCCAUGGGAAAGCCGAUUAUCACGAAAUCGCUGACCGAUCUGAGACACCGCGACGGCGCUAACGAGGAAAUCAACCGAGUUCAGUCCCAAACGAAUUUGACGCUUCAGGGACAAUCCGCGGAGGAAUCCCCGUACGGCGGAACGUCGGAGCGAAGACUCAGCGGUCGAAUAAAACCACCCUCGAACGCCGUGCUGCGGGCGCAGCUCGGACAGCACAAAAAAUUGAACGAAUUGAAGAGCAGACACCAGAAUACGCAGCAGCAAAUUCAGCAGAGUCAGCGGAGCGCGGAAGCUAGUCCGGCGAGCAGCGUGAGGAGCUCCGGGUACAGGUCGGGAUCGUCCGGCAACAAUUACGUGAUCGACAGCGAUUCCGAUUACGGAUACGCGACGAUCACCAGUUUCAACACACCCAAGCCGUUGGUCAGACCGGCGAACAUACCCGCCUCGUCGUCGGAGAUACCGGCGACGUGUUUCAAGAAGAUCGUUUACACCAGAGACGGCAAAGUGUACAGUGAGAAGGCCGAGAGGAUCCAACUGCAGAACAGACAGCAGAGGAGGAUAAGGAAGGCUCUGCAGAGGCAGAACGAGGACAGGUUGUACCUGAGGAGUGACAAGUUCAUGCACUACUUCCAGGACCUGUUCGCCAACCGUUUGGCGGGUCCUCUGAGGUUCGAGACGGAGGACGUCGACGAGGCCACCAGACAAGGGGCGAUCAUUUACUGCGACACGGUGGAUUUUUUGGAGAAGAAUCGCACCCUCAUCGUUCCUUACGAAAUCGUACCCAGCAUACCGGCCGCGUGGCCCGAAUGCGGCGACGAAUGGCUCCACAGGGUCAGACCUGAGAUCCUCGACCCCGCGAGCAGCGUGAUCUACGUAUGGCCGACGUCCAAGAUGAUACAGAAGGUGAAGAAGUUCGGGUGCCACAUUAUACCGGAAGGAUAUAUGCCGAAGAGACAGACGAAUCCUAAUCACGCGCUGGAGUGGCAGUUGACCUUUCCGGCCGUGGAAAGGUACCUGGAAACCUGUCUGAGUCACGCGCAGGUUCGAGUCUAUCUCCUGGCGCUUAUGCUGCACAAAACUUUCAUAAGGCCAGUCGAUACUACCUUCGGACUCACCACGUCCCACAUUCGGACGCAAUUGUUCUGGCUGCUGGAGCAAAAUUAUUCGCCGUCAAUGUGGCCGGAGAACCGUGCCGGUGACAGCCUGAGGAGAUUGCUGAAGAAACUGUACGCCAGUGUUUCCCAAACGCAGCCGUGUCUCCCCGAUUAUUUUCUGAGCAAGAAAAAUCUAUUCGCCAAUAUUCCGAAACAGUAUUUGCUGCUGACCCAAAAACAGUUGAACCGAAUAAUCGACAAUCCCGUUAUGUACGUACUGACGUCCAUGGAGAAUAUCAGAUACAAGCCCGAAUUUUUUCCCGUUUUGGAUUACAAAAAGUUAUUCAAAAUACUGACGGUGGAGAGCAACGAUUUGAUGGGAGUGAUAAAUCCGGCGUUGACGAGGGUCGACAGACCCCUCGCCACUCAACCCCAAGUCGAAGAGAUGGAAAUAUUCGACGAAAGAUUCGACAGGGUCGGAGGCUUUUGGGUAAAAGUCAAAACGAAGGAAGACCCGCUCUACGAACGAGUACAAAAAAGUAUUCAACACAAAAACGUGCUGAACAGAUCCAACAAGGGUACCCAGCAAUUGGUCGUCGAAAUAUCGCAACGAUGCGGCGAGUUGCAGGGCCUGAGGCUCGUAGCAUUCCUCGACAUGUUCGUCAAGCAUUUCAUACAGAUGGCGGAACGUUGUUACCACUACGGUUCGACGAAGCAGAAGGACGUUUACCUCAACCAGGCGGAACGUCUGACGAUGAUAUUGUACGAACAGGCGAACGGCAAGGAGGACGCCAAACGUUACUUGGACGAGAUCGGCGCCCUGAGGCAAAAAUUGUCGCGACCAAAGCCCCAGAGAAACGCCCCCGAAAUACCGAGGCGCAACGAUCAGCCGAUAAUCAGCGUACCGAUGAACCAACACUUCGCCGAUGGAUCUGAAGCACCCGGGGUCGGCCUAUUCGUACCUUACAUCGGGGAGACCAAGGAGUACGACAUCUAUUACGCUCCGACGCAGAGGCGACCGACGGUCAAUUUCCAAAAUCAGACAACAGAACUGGAACACGACGGCACCGUGACGAUCGGCGAGGUCAACGACGUCACCCUGAAAAGUCCCGGACCCAACACCCCCCGAGGAAAGGGACAGGCCCGGAUCGUCAGCUUGGUCGAGGAAACUGAAGACAAUUCGUUUUUGACCGAUUCUACCUACAUCUGAAACGGCGUAUCGGAACACCGUAGGCUUCGCUGACGCGGAGUCGGACGGUGGAGGUUUUUUUUUUUCCAACCGAUUAUCGGCGGCGUCGAAAAAUAGGCAUCGAAUCGUUCUCCGAUGGGAGAACGAAACGUUUUUUAAAAUCGUCUGUGAUUAAGCGCGUGGUGAAUGCAGUAUUUACCGUAGAAAUUAUCUGUUGAUUUGAUAAGCUAGUUUUUAGGUAAGUUAAGAAAGAAUUAUUUAACGUCAAAAAGAAACGGUGAUUUAGAUUAAUUGAUUGAGUGAGUGAGCGGUACAAAUAGAGAGAGAGCGAGAGAGAGAGAGAGAGAGUGGAUUCUAUUGUACAAUUAAAUCGUGUCUUCCCGCCAAGAUCGUUAUUUAUAUUUUUAAUUUCGGCGUGCUUGAAUGAAACGGAAACGAGAAUAAAGAGAAAUAGAAAAAAAAA
This is a messenger RNA of Athalia rosae (coleseed sawfly), 3661 nucleotides long. RefSeq lists its product as uncharacterized. The transcript has 4 exons. The record is from RefSeq and is a predicted model, not a curated record. NCBI's taxonomy places the organism in Eukaryota, Metazoa, Arthropoda, Insecta, Hymenoptera, Athaliidae. Bases 166 to 3219 code for a protein of 1017 amino acids.